Messenger RNA from Truncatella angustata, 1802 nucleotides. RefSeq lists its product as uncharacterized. The transcript has a single exon. The coding region runs from base 130 to 1554 and encodes 474 amino acids. Lineage: Eukaryota; Fungi; Ascomycota; Sordariomycetes; Amphisphaeriales; Sporocadaceae. The record is from RefSeq and is a predicted model, not a curated record.
UAAGUGUAAUUGUGGUAACUUUAAAUUAUCGUAGACUAAUUUUGUGACCAGGUUUCUCCUGUUCGCGCUUGGCUGGAAGAUCAUCGUAACAGCAGCUUCAUCGACAUCCAUCCUGAAAUUGCCUUGGAGAUGGCAUGGAAAUUGCAACUCUCUGAUCUCGCUCGAGCUACGCUGCGCGUACUUGUCGUGGAAAGAGCCCUUGAGCCAGCUCACAGUCGGAUCAUCAGCAAUGUGACCAAGUUUGGUCGUCCCCGCACCAGUCUUUCCGACGACAUUAGUACCGUGGUUGAGCACGCUACAGAAAGUAUACGGAUUCGGUGCCAGGAAGCUAGCGACAAUAUCUUCUCCGAGAAUCCUUACGAUUGGCUGCAACUACCUAGUUGGGGACUGUUCAUGCAAAUUGGUACAGUUCUUGCUGCUGAUAUUGCCGCCACUGGAGAUAUGCAGCUUACCGACAAGAUAACUGAAGAAAUAUGUGAGCACCAUAAACGAGUAAACGGACGUCUCCUACAUUACAUCACGUCUGCAAUCUCUCGCGCGUUUGAUGCUGUGAAGGCCGGCACAGUAAUUGGAGCUAAUCGGCUAGGUGAGAUGGACAACGAUAGACUCGCCUAUGCAAAUGGAGACGUCGGCUUUCAAAGCACCAAGCAGAUCAUGACAUCGAUGUCAAAGGAACAGAUCCUGCUAAUGCCCCUCUUCUGGAAUAGACUAAGGAUUGAAGUUGCCGAGUAUGAGGCCUUCCGUGAUUGCUGCAAUGCGGGGCGCGAGAUGAUUAUGCUCACCACGUUACUCAACAAGGCCGUCGGGGAGGGGAUGUUUUCAAGUCUGCGAGCGGAACACCCAAUGAGUGUACCUCUCGGCCCAAUUUCGUUCCACGAUGAGCUCUGCAGAGAGAUCGAUAAACUGUCGAGGGAUUGGGUUCCAUUUUACGGAAAUCUCGAGGUCCCACUUCAUCGCACUACGCACCUGGCGCUGGGUUUUGCCGAAGACGAGUUCAAGUUCUUACCACUGUGGGCCGGUGGUCUUGAUGAUGAGACCGGUGCCGUAUUUGACGAUAUGGAUGUCCCCGAUACCGACAUGGGCCCCAAUCAACCUGGUCCUGCAUAUAUAACUGGCAAGACUAUUGCGCCGUCGUCUACUGCCGAUUCUGACAUUACGAUCAUUGGUGGUGGAAUGUCAGUUCAAGCUGUUCAGUCGGGCGCCAACACAAAUGCCUCGGUUAGUAAAACAACAGGAAGCUUUGUAAAAGUCUCACCUUCGGAGACAAGCAAUUUGGAGAAUUUGGAUUUGAUGCAUAGCGAUACCAAGAGUAUGCGGAGUGCAAUGGGAGGAAUUGGUAUAUUCAGCGACUCGAGUACCAGAAGUCUGCGAAACGCCAUGGAUGACAUUGGCAUGGCCAGCGAAUCAGAUGAGGUGGGGGACAUCGAAUCUUCCCACAACAUAGAUGAUGAUGACGACGACGAUGCUCAGAGCCUGGCCGCAAAUCCAGACGAUAUCACAGCAGACAGUGACAGCAUGAGCGAUGACUCGGAUUGGACUGACAUUUACAAUUAAUACACAAGUGACGGGGCACGGACGAUCAUAGUUCCACCGUUACAGGAAUUUAGGGGAUGGGGGUUGUGAUGAAUCUUAUCGCGCUUGUUUGGUUUUAUGAAAAGUGCGUGACUACAAUCAUGCAUUGCGCAAUGACGGACUAUGAACAAGGAACAAAAAUUGUGGCACCAAUUACUACCAUAGACUUUGUGACAGCUUUAGACACGCUCAGUCUCUUAUUAUACCGGGCCUCUGAGUCAGCAUACACA